Messenger RNA from Arctia plantaginis, 336 nucleotides. The record is from the annotation of a GenBank genome assembly. Lineage: Eukaryota; Metazoa; Arthropoda; Insecta; Lepidoptera; Erebidae.
AUGGGUUCCGCUACAAUCCUGCUCUCCGUCCUUGCUGUGGCGCUAUUUGUUUCUUACACAGAAGCGGCUGGUAGCUGCCCUCUUCCAUCGAAGGUGUAUGGCUGCAGCCCUAAAUGCCUUCAGGAUUACGAUUGUAAGAACGGCAAAGUGUGCUGUUCCAACUCCUGCAAUGCUAAAUCAUGCUCGGAGCCUGCUGCUUAUGGUGGAGGCACUGGAUCCAGUGGAAGCAAAUAUCAAACUGGCACUGGAGUAUACUGCGACAACGUCAAGUGCAACGCCUACGAGGUCUGCAAGCAGGAUCCGUCCACCAAACGCAUGAAGUGUAGCAGACCUUGA